CGUCCCGAUCUUAUCGUAGUAACUGUUGACUCGCAGCUCACUCGAUCCGCGCGAGCGUUCGUAACUUCGUAAGUUUUGAUGCGCUAUGGGCGCAGCUCCCGCUCUCUGAACUCUUUGUGUUUGUAAACCGAGUGCUUGGACAUGGCCACUGCGAUGCUCGCCGACCGUGGAGUGCGCCGUAAGAUGGCCCAGGAGGAGUCCCGCCCCAAGAAGGCGCCCAAACGCAAGACGCCUACGCCCGCGCCUAAAAGCCGCGCUGAGCAGAACAACAACGUCAAAAGGCAGCGCCUCUCCGUGGACAACAAGGACGACAUGCUGGCCACCUACCAGCCCUGGGUCAUCCAGACGUACGGCGAUUUGGCCAAGACAAAGACUAUCACGCUGAAGAAGUACGCGCGGAUCUUGCGCACCCUCCGCGGGGAGGAGAUCGUCAGCGCAGAUAACUCCAAGUUUCGGUUCUGGGUUAAGGCGAAGGGCUUCCACGUUGGCAAGCCGUCGGGGUAUGAGGCCAAACCCGCCGACGCGAUCGUGGGACGAUACAGUGUGUGCGACGCCGACGAGGGGAUUCCCGCAGUUAACGAGAAGUUGGCAGGAUCAGCCAAGGAUCCGCCGCUCUACGUUCCCAAUGCGCCCUUCAAGAACUCUACCGGAGAGCCAAUCUACCGCAAAGUCGCCGUCGUGGAGAACUUCUUCGACAUCAUCUACAAUGUUCACGUGGAACUAGAAGGCCGUCCCGGCAAACAUGCCGGUCAAAAGCGAACCUACCGUACGAUAACGGAGACAUAUGCGUUCCUGCCGCGCGAAGCCGUCACCCGCUUCCUCCUCGGUUGCACCGAGUGUCAGAAACAUCCUCGGUCCCCAUCGCCGGCUUCCGUUCUGCCCACUCCGAGUCCCAGCCCCACGUUGCCCCUAGUCCACACUCCCGCGCCUCCCCUGCCGACGCCGCCCCCGGCACCGCCUGCCGAAGUGUCUCCUUACCGGGUGCCCCCGGCCGCCGAAACUCUUGAUCUCUCUCGCAGUAACGGGGAAGUUCAAAAGGCUGAACCGAGGACUGGAACGCCGGAGCUGAAGCGCUCGAGCAAUCCCUUGGACGUGUGCAACCUCACGGCGAAGGACCCGCCGAAGACGCCACCAAAAAAACGACAUCUGAACGGAAACGAAUCCAAGCAGCCGGCGCCCAAGCUUUGGUCGCCGGUGGAGAGCAUCGAGAGGGAACAACAGGAGUCCAGGAAGCGGAGGGUGCUUAUGGCAGGCGACAUCGAUUAUUCUUUGCCCAUCACCACCACAUAUCUCAAGUAUAUGCGCAGUUUGGGAUGCACGGACGAGGAUGCUCUUAAGUUCGAAAACAAACACGAGAGUCUGUCCACGCCAGAGUCGACGGAAGCAAACGAGGAGGAUCACUUUUCGGGAACCGGGGCUAUGAAAGACAGCGACAAGCUCAAGCUGAUGCUCUUGGCGUGGAACUACCACAAUCAGGCCCAAGGAAACAGAAAUGGGGACAUUCCAGACCUGUCUUCUGUUCCGGGAGGCGAGGAAAUGGCCGGUUUGUGGGCCCAGUACCACUCGGCUCUGGGGCUAGCGAAAGGCAAGGCCACGCCGCCCACAACGCGAGAUCAAUCUAGUCCAGUCAAUGCUGAUGCGGGGUCAGCACAUGACGAAACCAGCUCCAGCGGUAACAAAGAAGACGAAGACGAUGACGAUGAUGAAAGCGAUGACAAGAUCGACACACAAACGCACGACCCUGAACGACUCAAAGCCUUCAAUAUGUUUGUCCGUCUCUUCGUCGACGAAAACUUAGACCGCAUGGUGCCGAUUAGCAAACAACCGAAAGAAAAGAUCCAAGCAAUAAUCGAUUCGUGCACGAGGCAGUUUCCGGAGUUUGCGGAACGAGCCCGAAAACGAAUCCGUACUUACCUCAAGUCUUGUAGAAGAAACAAACGUGCCAGAGACCCGAAUUCGCCAUGGGACGCGACACGACCGACCCCAGCUCACUUGACAUCAGUACAAGCAGAACAAAUUUUAGCAACGGCCUGCGAGAAUGAAAGCCACAACGCGAAAAGAAUGCGAUUAGGGCUGGAACCGGUCAGUCAGCCUAUGCCAAUAUUACCGGGAGGCCAACCUACGGAUACCACAGCCCCGAUCAACAGAGGAAUAGACUUUUCUAAUAACACUCCGGUAAAAAUUGAGGUGGACUCGGUGUCGACGGCGUUCCCGUCGUCGACGACGCCUUCCUCCACGCCUAAUUCGGUCAGCAAGCUGUCUUUAACGCCCGAUUUGAAAACGUCAGCCAUGAGCGUUUCGAAUGCGGCGGCUCUGGGCGCGACGGCCAUGAACGGGAUUGGAAUCUCAAGUACGGCGGGUUCAGCUCCGACGGCGAUGUACAGGCCGAACUUCUCACAAGCGUUUCAAAGGGCUGGUCCUUAUCCUCUGUUUCCAGGGGCCAACCCUUUCGGGACAGGGACGGGUUUGCUGACAAAUGGUCCAGCAGACUUGAGUAUGAAGCAGAAGCCGCUUUUGAACCAUAAGCUGAGCACCGGCGAGAUGGCGGCGGUGAGGCAGCUCAUCACGGGAUACCGCGAGUCGGCCGCGUUUUUGCUGAGGUCAGCUGACGAGUUGGAGCAGCUCCUGAUUCAGCAGCAGUAGACUCUUAGUCAAAUGCCAUAUUUGUGUACAUUGCAAAGAUGAUAGAGUAUUUUAUCCACUAGGCACGAGUGAUUUUAGCACUAGUACUAUGAUACUGUUGAUUCACUAUGCAUUCAUUAACUUGGACUGUUGUAAACUUUGUAAAUAUGAUUUUUACUUAUGGAUUUUUGCUACUUACGAAAAGGAGGGAAGAUGCUGAAUUUAUGUACAAACGAGUUUCCUAAAUAAGUGAAAAAAAUAUUUAUUUAUUAGAAGUUAGAAGAACUAUUCUAUUACUACAGGGGAAAUUUUAUUAUAUUUGAUAUAAAUGUUGAGAAUUUAUUGUAUGAAUUGACUGUACCAAAGACAAUUGUAUAUAAUCUUUAAAAAGUCGCCGAUGUUUUUGUAAUUAUUAAAGAUAAAAUUCAUUUAUGAACGUAUUGUCUUUCGAGUGAUGAUUCCAAAUUACGGGGUUCCCUACACAUAACCCCUGACGGACUUUUAGUACAUUUUUAAGGGGUCCUCUGCAAAUUUUUAUAAUAGCGAUAUUUUCUAUUAUUUGACAAUUGACAUAGAAUUUUAAAGAAGUAUUUCUGUGAUUGUUAGUAAGUGUGUAGAUAUACUGAAAAAUCAGGAAACAUCUUACAAAAAUUUUUGUAAUCUAUGUAUCUGUUCAUGUAUAUUUCAGACAUUCCAAUGUAUUUCUGAAUGUAUAUAAUUAAAUUGUAUUUUGAUCUGAAAUCACUGCCAGAUUUUGUGUAUCAAUAAAUAAUGUCCGUAUUAUUUUA
This is a messenger RNA of Tribolium madens (black flour beetle), 3410 nucleotides long. Its product is annotated as nucleolar protein 4. Bases 142 to 2643 code for a protein of 833 amino acids. The record is from RefSeq and is a predicted model, not a curated record. The transcript is spliced from 11 exons. Lineage: Eukaryota; Metazoa; Arthropoda; Insecta; Coleoptera; Tenebrionidae.